AUGUCAUGCACUGCAGGAGAUGUUUCACAUCAAAGCAUGCCCAAUGACACACGAAGGUUAGUGAAAAAACCGAAGCUACUCAAGGGACAUUGCAAAGCCCAUUCCAAAUUUGCUAAUGAGCACAAGGACAUGACUGUUGAGGAUUGGAAGAAUGUGGUAUGGUCCAAUGAGACAAAGAUCAACUUCUUUGGACCAGAUGGGAAGUGUCAUGGGCCUGAAUGCUCAAGGAGCAGGAGGGUCACUGGUUCAUAUGGAAGGAGCGCAGGUAUCGAAGAUCUAGUCGAUACCAUUAGAGAGCAUGGUCGUAGUGCAGUCUCCAUGGAGACCAUGGACUCCUACAGACUCACAUGCAAAGGAGGACCAAGCCCAUAUGCGAGGAGGGCCAGGCACAGCCACGAAGAGGACCAAGCCCAUAUGCGAGGAGGGCCAGGCACAGCCACGAAGAGGACCAAGCUCAAGGAGCAUGCAGAUGGUUACCACUCAGGGGCUCGAGAGACAAGAGUCAAAGGAACUGUCACCAGUCAAAGGAGAAGGAGCAGUGUAUAG
This is a messenger RNA of Ustilago hordei, 546 nucleotides long. RefSeq lists its product as uncharacterized. Gene Ontology annotation, molecular function: nucleic acid binding. The record is from RefSeq and is a predicted model, not a curated record. The transcript has 2 exons. Lineage: Eukaryota; Fungi; Basidiomycota; Ustilaginomycetes; Ustilaginales; Ustilaginaceae. The coding region runs from base 1 to 546 and encodes 181 amino acids.